This is a messenger RNA of Strongylocentrotus purpuratus (purple sea urchin), 1835 nucleotides long. RefSeq names its product cytochrome P450 2J2. Gene Ontology annotation, molecular function: iron ion binding; heme binding; oxidoreductase activity, acting on paired donors, with incorporation or reduction of molecular oxygen, reduced flavin or flavoprotein as one donor, and incorporation of one atom of oxygen. The transcript is spliced from 4 exons. Gene Ontology annotation, biological process: xenobiotic metabolic process. The record is from RefSeq and is a predicted model, not a curated record. Gene Ontology annotation, cellular component: cytoplasm; intracellular membrane-bounded organelle. Lineage: Eukaryota; Metazoa; Echinodermata; Echinoidea; Camarodonta; Strongylocentrotidae. The coding region runs from base 73 to 1533 and encodes 486 amino acids.
UCUGAGCAGUUUGAGAGUCCUUACUGCACAUUGGCCCACACUUUGGACUUGCGUUAAUUAAUAUCACAUAAAAUGUUCGAACUGUCGGCAACAUCUGUGUUUCUAGGAGUGGUGAUUUUUCUCCUCUGUUUCUGGGUCGUCCGGAGACCUAAGAACCUCCCUCCUGGGCCAUGGUCGCUCCCAAUCAUCGGGUAUAACUUUAAACCAGGUCUUAUCCACGAAGCCUACAUGGAUCUGGCUAAGAAGUACGGCCCUAUUUUCAGUUUGCGGAGAGGUUCGUUUGUCUUCGUAAUAUUGAAUGACAGGGAGAGUAUCACACAGGCUCUGGUAAAGUCAGGAGAAUUCUUCUCGGAUCGGUUUGUACCGGGACACUUUAAUUGGUCAAUACCGGAUCCUGGAAAGAAAGGUAAGCUUCAUACUACCAUUGCUUUUAGUAAUGGCAAACCAUGGGUCGACUUACGGAGGUUCGCUCUUCCUGCUCUGCGCUCCUUUGGAUUUGGGAAGCAGAGCCUGGUACCUCAGAUUAAUCUGGAGGCACGUUACCUGUCAGAGGAAAUCAGAAAUCUUCGAGGAGAACCCACAGAUUUAGCAACCACAUUUAGCAAGGCAACCGCUAAUAUCAUUUGUCAACUUCUAUUUAGUCAGCGAUACGAAUACAGUGACGGCGAGAUGAGCAGGAUUCUUAAGAGUAUGGACGAAUUCCUCUCCCUCAUUCAUGAAACAGAUCUAGUGAACAUCUUCGAAACACUCAUACAUACUCCAAGAUACAAGCCCUACCGUGAAUCUAUUUUCUCGGACAGGGAUUUCAUUAUGUCCCAUCUCAACAGCCAUCGAGAAACGUUUCAGAAAGACAACAUCCGGGACUUUACUGACGCGUUCUUAGCAGACGACAUAUCCAAGGAAUUCGAGUUAGAGCAUUUCUGGCGAGUCUUGCUUGAUUUUUUUAUAGGUGGUACCGACACCACGGCCUCGGUUACCUCUUGGACGAUUCUGUUUCUAUCUGUUCACCCAGAUGUUCAAAGAAAGGUACAAGCUGAGUUGGAUACUGUUGUUGGGCGUGGCCGCCAACCGAAUACUCUUGAUCGUCCAGACCUGCCCUACUGCAAUGCUACUCUAACAGAGGUCAUGCGAAUACGCCCCAUCCUCCCGGUCUCAGUUCCUCAUAUGACAUCUGAUGACGUUUCAUUCCGAGGCUUUACGAUUCCAAAGGGAAGCAUCAUUAUUCCAAACCUGUGGGCUGUUCAUCAUGAUCCCAAGGAAUGGAAUGAACCGGACACAUUUAACCCGGAUCGUUUUCUCAGUGCUGAUGGAAAACAAUUUCAGAAGAACGAGGCGUGGAUGCCAUUUGGUGUUGGUCGUCGUGAUUGUGUUGGUAGUCAGCUGGCCAAAAUGGAAACCUUCCUCCUGUUCACCAAUCUCUUUCAGCAGUUUGAAUUCAAGCUUCCUCCUAACCAACCAAACCCAAGCAUGCGUGGAGCGAAUAGAUUCACCAUGAAUCCACAACCCUACAAAAUUUGCGCCAUUGAGCGCUGAUUUUGUCUUCAUUUGCUUCAUUAAAGUUCCAAUACAAUUAAUUUGUCAGUGACAGAAAUGCGAUUGUUUAACACGAUUGUUUUUACGACUAGUUUUAAGGUUUAUUUGGGCAUCUUAUAUAUUAGUUUAGUAUAUAUGCACAAGUCAUCCCCGAACAUAAUUGUUUAGAAAAAACGUACUCAGUUUGCUUAUGUAUAAUGCAUUAUUCAUGCUGUAUUUAAUAUAUGUCUAUCAUAAUGAUCAUUCAUCUUCGUUAUAAUUAUUUUUGUUUGUACACGAUUAGGGAUUUACAAUUUCGUGGG